AUGUCUGGAGGCAAGCUGACGGUCUUUGGAUUUGGUAUCCCUGCCUUGUGGUCUUACUCAAACGCUUACGCUUUCGUUAUCGACUCAGGCUAUGGAUGCGACGAGGCCAAGGAGAAGCUUGAAAAAUAUAUUGAUGCAGAGAUGGUGGAUGUAACGGGCGUCUGUAUUGAUGGCAAGAUGUACUACCUAGGCCGCGUAGACGGCAAAUCUACAGAAUGUAAAUGUGAAAUUACCGGCGAUCACGGGCCCUGCCAGACAACCUGCUGGGAUAAGAAGUUCACCGCGCCCCUGGGUGUUGAAGAGCUUAAUGGCGAACAGUGUGGUGGCAUUAAACUAGAGGACCUUGUGAAGGGCUCCGUCAACACGUAUAACCAGAACGGCGGCAGAAACGGUGGGGCAGCCUUAAAUGUUGACGGUGAUGGUGCGUUUGACGCCCUUCUUAACGUUAAUGUAACCACCCUGGGAAUGGUCCGCCUCUCUGUCUGCUCCCCUGAGCGCGCCUUUCAAGCCUGGGGCGCACAGGACAUGGGCAAUAAACUCUACCCGUGUAAUGACGUGCCAGGCAAGAACGACUGCGGCGACUUAGACUUCGAGGACCAGACCAGUGACGCGUCGCCCAGCGUCGACGACUGCUGCCAGAUUAUCAAGAACAUCCAGGGCGACUCAAUGACUGAGUGGACCACGUAG
Molecule: messenger RNA, 687 nt
Organism: Paraphaeosphaeria sporulosa
Lineage: Eukaryota; Fungi; Ascomycota; Dothideomycetes; Pleosporales; Didymosphaeriaceae
Exons: 4
Coding region: 1-687 (228 amino acids)
Source: RefSeq, a predicted model, not a curated record